CUGCACAUGAAGGUAAUCAUGCUCAGCAUAGGAUCUUUCUAAGUUGUAAAUGCAAACUUUACACUUUAUUAUUAAUCUACGAUCAAAAUUUAAUUUAUUUUCUGUCAGAUCCAAUCAGCUUUAAGCCAUGGCGUCUGAUCAGGAGAUAGCGAAAGGGGUGGAGACGGUUCUCCGUCAGACAGACCCUAACGCCGUCAUCUCCCUAAACGGUGUCGUUCAGCAGCUCGAAGCUCAGCUCGGCAUGGACCUCUCUCACAAAGCCGCCUUCAUCAGCGACCAGAUCCACCUCAUCCGAUCAAAGACGCCGGCGCAGCCGCAGCAGAACCCUAUGCACUCUAUGUACCCUUUUGCCCUCCGGAACCACCACCACCAAUUCCAAACCACCCAACCCCAACAGCACUUCUAUUCCCACUUUGCCCUUCAGCAGCAGCAGCAGCACUACCAGCACAACACUGUGCCGCCGCUGCUUCCGCAGCAGAUCCGGCAAGUGACGAUGCAGCAGCCAGUGCCCCCAGCUCCGCCACCACGGCCUGCUGUUGUUCGGGUCACAGCUGCUCAGAAUGUGGUUCAAAAUGCCUCUCCUGCUCCCAAGGAAAGUACUACUACUACUACUACCACUACUACUACUGCCGGGACCAAAAGAAGAGGAGGAGCAGGUGGGCUGAACAAAGUUUGCGCUGUAACACCUGAGCUUGAGGUCAUUGUUGGUCAGCCGGCACUUCCUAGAACCGAGAUUGUGAAGCAGCUGUGGGCAUACAUCAGGAACCACAACCUGCAGGAUCCUGGAAACAAAAGGAAAAUCAUCUGUGAUGAGGCCCUGCGCUUAGUCUUUGAAACAGAUUGCACCGAUAUGUUCAAGAUGAAUAAGCUUCUGUCAAAACAUAUCCUCCCACUUGAUCCCACGAAACAACCCGGACAAGUUAAAAGAUUGAAGGUGGAGACUAAUUUGGAACCAAAUAAUUCAGAAUCUAGCUCGCACUCCGUGAUGAUAUCAGAUGCUCUUGCCAACUUCUUUGGAUCUUCAGAAAGAGAGAUGCUCCCAUCAGAGGCACUCCAGCGUGUCUUGGAGUAUAUAAAGGUUAACGACCAGGUGGACUCUACAGAUUCGAAAGUGAUUCAAUGUGAUGCGAAACUUCAGGAGCUGUUUGGAUGCAAAAGCAUUUCUACCAUGGAAAUACAUGAGAAGUUGGUGCGCGAUCAUCUGUUCCAUCCGCAAUGAUCUCUGCACCAGAGAAUGAUGGCCAGACCUGAAGCUGAACUGUAUCUUCUUUUAGUUUACUAAGCUGGUUAAGAAUAUUAGUGUCAACCCUAAUCAUGUAUUGUGGUCAUAUGGCUAAAUAUGUAUUCAUUUAAGGCACGAAUGAUGCCGAAUGCCUCGGUCUAGGUGUAAGUUGCCAGAUGUAGGAUUUGUACUGUAUCAUCUAUGGUGAAGAAGUAUCCACUAACAGAGUUUGUAGUAGUGAUUGAUUUUGAACAUCUUGUGUUGCACAAAAGGGGUGGGCAUUUCGCACAUUUCUUCUCAUCCCAUCAUCAACUAAUUCACAAUCUCACAUAAGUACUUAGCCACCUUUCAUUCCCCCUCAUCACUCGAUCACUCUCUUCUUUCAUUUUUUUUCUUUCUCCUUUUCACUUAAAAAAAUGGCUUCUGUUGAGGUGAUCUUAGCUUCACCUUAUUUUUCUUCUUCUUUUAAUUUCCUCAUUAGAUUCAUCAUUUUUCUUUAUGAUCAUUUGUUUUUUUUUCCAUAAUUUUUUUUCUUGUCUUAAAGUUUACAAGAGAAAGUUGAAUCAGUUCCAGCACCAAUCACAGAGAGUGUUAAAACAGAGGUUGAGGUGAGCCCCGCCGUCGUGGAACCCACGGAAGCGGUGGAAGCGGCUCCACCAGCCGCCGCCGAGCCGGAGCCCGUGGCGGAAAAGCCAGCGGAAGAAACACCACUGCCCGAAGCGGAAGUGGAAGCCGAGCCGGUGGUGGAAGCAGAGGAGAAAACAGAGGAGCCGGCGGCCGUCGAGGAAGUCAAGGAAGAAGCCGCGGCGGC
This is a messenger RNA of Cuscuta campestris, 2033 nucleotides long. NCBI's taxonomy places the organism in Eukaryota, Viridiplantae, Streptophyta, Magnoliopsida, Solanales, Convolvulaceae. The record is from the annotation of a GenBank genome assembly.